Cyprinodon variegatus (sheepshead minnow) is the source of this 2598-nucleotide messenger RNA. Its product is annotated as extracellular calcium-sensing receptor-like. The transcript is spliced from 8 exons. Gene Ontology annotation, biological process: G protein-coupled receptor signaling pathway. Gene Ontology annotation, molecular function: G protein-coupled receptor activity. The record is from RefSeq and is a predicted model, not a curated record. NCBI's taxonomy places the organism in Eukaryota, Metazoa, Chordata, Actinopteri, Cyprinodontiformes, Cyprinodontidae. The coding region runs from base 29 to 2521 and encodes 830 amino acids. Gene Ontology annotation, cellular component: membrane.
UUUAGGGGGUUCUUAUAGGAUCAAAAAUAUGGCUUUACCUAUGAACUGUGUCCUGCAGGGUACAUCUCGUCUACCUGCAUUCUCAACGGACGGAGAGUACAUCAUUGGUGGCGUUUUUUCCAUCCACUACAAAGAACUUACAAAGAUUCAUAACUACACCACUGUACCUGAGCCGCCUACCUGCACAGGAAGUAUCAACAGUCGUGAACUGCGCUUCUGUCGUGCAAUGAUCUUUGCUAUUGAGGAGAUAAACAACAGCACAGAGCUACUGCCUGGGAUUAGACUAGGGUAUCAGAUCCACGACUCGUGUGCUUCUGUGCCUAUGUCCAUGCAUGUGGCCCUCCAGCUAUCAAAUGGACAGGACCCUGUGUUUCAAACAGGCAAUAACUGUUCUAAGUCAGGUUUGGUGAUGGGUGUUAUUGGUGAGUCUGGAUCUACACCAUCCAUCAGCAUCUCACGGAUCUUUGGUCCCUUUAACAUUCCUCUGGUGAGCCACUUUGCCACUUGUGCAUGCCUGUCAGAUAAACGAGAGUACCCGACUUUCUUUAGAACAAUUCCCAGUGACCACUAUCAAGCUAAUGCAAUGGCCAAACUGGUGAAACAUUUUGGUUGGUCGUGGAUAGGAGCUAUCCACUCAGACUCAGAUUAUGGAAGAAAUGGCAUGGCGUCUUUUCUUGAAGCAGCGCAUAGAGAAGGGAUCUGUGUAGAAUACAUUGAAUCGUUCUAUCGAACUGAUCCAUACAAAAUACGAAUUGUAGCUGAUGUUAUCCGCAGAUCAACAUCAGUAGUGGUAGUGGCAUUUACAGCUGCUGGUGAUAUGAAAUUCCUGUUAGAGGAGUUAAACCACAAUCAUCCUCCACCUCGUCAGUGGAUUGGAAGCGAGGGCUGGGUAACAGACCGUCAACUGAUGAGGUUCAGCUUCUGUGCAGGGGCUAUCGGAGUUGCUAUUCAACAAUCUGUCAUUCCUGGCUUUGGAGACUUCCUUCUGAAUCUCUCACCGUCUAAAGUAGCUGCCUCCUCAGUGCUGACUGAGUUCUGGGAGGAUGUAUUCAGCUGCAGUUGGACAAAAUCAGCCUCCUCAAAAAAGAAGCUAUGUCAGGGAACUGAAGACUUAAAGAAAAUUAAAGUCCCAUAUACUGAAAUGUCGACAUUCAGAAUUACUAAUAUGGUUUACAAGGCUGUUUAUGCCAUAGCACAUGCUAUUCACAAUGCAGUGUGUUACAAAACCAAUUUCACCAUUCACUGUAAAAAACAAACAAAGCUAGACUUGAUUCAGACUUUUACUGAACUAAAGAAAGUCAACUUUACCCGCAAUGGUUACCAUGUGUCUUUUGAUGCUAAUGGAGACCCUGUGGCUGCUUAUGACGUUGUCAACUGGCAGAUAAGUGACAGUGGGAUUAUUGAGCCGGUAAAUGUAGGGUACUAUGAUGCAUCACUGCCAAAAGGCCAGGAGUUUCAUAUUAACAGGAACUUAUCCUGGUUCGAUGGAGGCAGUCAGGUACCGGUGUCAGUUUGCUCCAAGAGUUGUGCUCCAGGGACUCGCAAAGUGUUGCAGAAAGGAAAGCCCAUCUGCUGCUAUGAUUGUAUACCAUGUGCAGAGGGAGAGAUUAGCAAUAUGACAGAUUCCCUGGAAUGCAUCCCAUGUUCCAAAGAAUUCUGGCCUAAUGCAGGAAAUGAUGAAUGUUUCCCCAAACAAGUAGAAUUUCUUUCAUUUGAUGAUUUACUGUCAGUCAUUCUGGCUGCGUUUUCAGUUAGUGGGGCCUGCAUGGCCAUUAUCACAACAGUGGUUUUCUUUCAUUACAGGACAACUCCAAUUGUCAGAGCUAACAACUCUGAACUAAGCUUCCUACUCCUCUUCUCUCUGACUCUGUGCUUCUUAUGUUCAUUAACUUUUAUUGGAGCACCUUCUGAGUGGUCCUGUGUGCUCCGGCACACAGCAUUUGGCAUCACCUUUGUUCUCUGUAUCUCCUGUGUUCUUGGGAAAACUAUAGUUGUUUUGAUGGCAUUUAAAGCUACACUUCCAGGUAAUAACACCAUGAAAUGGUUUGGUCCUCCACAGCAAAGAUUGACUGUAGCAGGCGUUACCUUUAUUCAAGUCAUAAUAUGUACAAUAUGGUUGGUUGUAAGUCCUCCCUUCCCAAUGAAAAAUCUGCACACCUACAAGGAGAAGAUCAUCCUGGAAUGUGCAUUAGGCUCUGCUGUUGGUUUCUGGGCUGUGCUUGGCUACAUCGGCUUGCUGGCAGUUUUUUGUUUUGUUUUAGCUGCUCUAGCUCGGAAACUACCUGAUAAUUUCAAUGAAGCCAAACUGAUCACCUUCAGCAUGUUAAUAUUCUGUGCAGUCUGGAUCACCUUCAUCCCAGCAUAUGUCAGCUCUCCUGGAAAAUAUACAGUGGCUGUGGAGAUAUUUGCCAUUCUGUCGUCUAGCUUUGGCCUGAUGCUGUGUAUAUUUGCUCCAAAGUGUUUCAUAAUUUUGUAUCAGCCAGAGAAGAACACAAAAAAACAUCUAAUGAACAAAUAUUGAUUGUACUUUAUUGACAACACAAUAAAUCUGAAACUGGUCUAUUCUUUGAAGUCAACUUUUAUUUUUAAACAUUAUUU